UGUAGUCGACUGAGUAUGACGUCAUCAUUGUACGAUACGACGAGCUGAGCAGAAGAUAAAAGAAGAAAGGGGGGGUCAGACGAAAAUCGUACAAGUAACAGCUAUCCUGCCUCCCGUGGAGAUGGGUGACAGCGAUGACGAAUACGAUCGCCGGAGGAGAGAUAAGUUUAGGCGGGAACGGAGUGACUUUGAUCGUUCAAGAGAGAGAGAAGACAGGCGUCGGGAUGAUUGGAAUGACAGAGAAUGGGACCGAGGCAGCAGGGAACGGCGAAGUCGGGCAGAGUAUCGGGAUUAUGACCGAGGUCGUCGUGAGAGGUUCACCCCUCCAAGGCAUGAUAUCAACCCACAGCAGAAACGCAUGAGGAGAGACUGGGAUGACCAUGGUGGGGACCACUACCAUGGGGGCUAUGACCUGGGAUACGGUGGUGGUGGCGGUGGAGGCGGUGGGGGGCCAAGCUAUGCCCCUCCACAGCACUGGGGCCACCCAGACCUGCACCUGAUGCAGCCUCAUCAUGGCAUCCCUAUCCAAGCAAGGCUAGGCAACAUCCAUGACAUGGACCUGGGCCCUCCCCCUCCCAUUAUGAAGAGCUUCAAGGAGUUCCUGGUGUCACUGGACGACUCAGUGGAUGAGACUGACGCCGUCAAGCACUACAACGAGUACAAGAUCGACUACCGCCGGCAGCAGAUGCAGGACUUCUUUCUGACGCACAAAGAUGAAGAGUGGUUCCGCUCUAAGUACCACCCUGUCGAGAUGGAGCGGCUGGCGGUGGAGUCCCGCGGCUCCCUGCAGAACCGCCUCAACGUCUUCCUGUUCCUCAUGGAGAACAGCUGGCUGGACAACGUGUCGCUGGACAUCGACCGCGCGCAGGCGAUCACCAAGGUCCUGGACGCAGCCGUGAUCAAGAUGGAGGGAGGCACCGACCACGACCUCCGUAUCCUGGACCUGCCCUUUGAGGAGGAGGAGAGGGAGCGGGACCGGGAGCGGGACCGGGAGCGGCCGGCCCCCGGUCCGGGGGGGCCAGAGUCCUCCAGGCGGGAAGACCCCAGAGUCGGGGAGGGAGAGCGCAAGCCCCCGUCAGAUAAAGACCAGAACAACAGGGCGGAGAGUAAUCCAGCCGGCUCCAAGCAGGGCGGGGCGGCCCGGCCCGGACAGGGCAACGGACUGAAGGCGGAGAAGGGGAAGGAGUCCCCGAGCAAAGAGCUCCCUGAGAACAAGAAGACGAGGAGAAAGAGGAAGAGGAGCGGCGACAGCGAAGACGAGGCCAGCGCCUCGGACAGCGAGUUCGAUUCGGAUUCGGACUCAAACUCUGUGUCCUCUGACAAACCCGCCGAGAAGGAGGAGCCGGAAAAGAAGAAGAAGAACAACAACAAGGAGGAGGAGGGAGAGGAGGGAGAGGAGGGUGAGGAGGGAGAGGAGAGCAAAGACGACGCAAAGGAAGUGAAAGUGGAGGAGAAAAAACCAGAGGAGCCCGAGGAAGAGGAGGACAAGGAAGAGAGGGUGAAGGAAGAGAGGGAGGAGAAGAAGAAGCCCAAAGACGCCGCGCCCAGGCCGCGGCCGCUCCACAAGACCUGCUCCCUCUUCAUGAGGAGCAUCGCGCCCACUAUCUCCACGACUGAGGUCGUCUCUCUGUGCCGGAGAUACCCCGGCUUCUUGCGCAUCUGCCUGUCGGACCCCCACCCUGAGCGCAGGUUCUUCCGUCGCUGCUGGGCGACCUUUGAUCGCAGCGUCAACAUCAAGGAGAUCUGCUGGAACCUGCAGAACAUUCGGCUGCGGGACUGCGAGCUGGCGCCGGGCGUGAACUGCGACUUGGUGCGGCGCGUCAGGAACAUCAACGGCAUCACGCAGCACAAGCUGGUCCUCCGCAACGACAUCAAGAUGGCCGCCAAGCUCAUCCAGGCUCUGGACGAGAGGGGGGGGCUGUGGAGCCCCAAGGCAGACGAGGAGGGCCAGGCGGGCGAGCUGCCAGCGCAGAACCCCAUCAUGAAGAACAUCACAGACUACCUGAUCGAGGAGGUCAGCGCCGAGGAGGAGGAGCUACUGGGCAGCAUGAGCGGAGGGGACUCUGACGAGGGCCCCAAGGAGGGCAACCCCACCGAGACCCCCGUGGAGAGGGACGACAAGCUGGCCAAGGUUCUGGACCGCCUGCUGCUGUACCUGCGCGUGGUCCACUCCAUCGACUACUACAACACGUGCGAAUACCCCAGCGAGGACCACAUGCCAAACCGCUGCGGCAUGGUGCACGUGCGCGGACCCAUCCCCCCCAACCGCAUCACGCACGGAGAAGUGAGCCAGUGGCAGAAGAUGGUGGAGGAGAAGCUGGCACCGCUGUUCAACUCCAAGGAGCUGCUGUCGGAGGACGAGGCGUCCAAGAUGGGCCGCAAGGACCCCGAGCAGGAGGUGGAGAAGUUUGUGUCGGCCAACACCCAGGAGCUGGGCAAGGACAAGUGGCUGUGUCCACUGAGCGGCAAGAAGUUCAAGGGCCCGGAGUUUGUGCGUAAGCACAUCUUGAACAAGCACGGGGACAAGAUCGAGGAGGUGAAGAAGGAAGUGACCUUCUUCAACAACUUCCUCAUGGAUGCCAAGAGACCCUCGCUGCCGGAGCUGAAGCUGCCCCCCCUUCCGGGCCCGGGACAAGGUGGGAUGGGCCCCAACAUGCCGUUUCCCCCCCAGGGGCCCAUGGGCUUUGGCCAGCCGCGACCACCUCUCAUGGGCUUUGGAGGUGUCCCUGCGUACCCACCCAACCAGUACGGUGGGGGGGGAGGUGGAGGAGGUGGGGGUGGGGGUGGUGGUGGUGGCGGGGGUGGCGGGGGUGGAGGAGGAGGAGGCGGGGGCCGGGGUAACUACGACGGCUUCCGGGGGCCCGUUGGAUACCCCGGGAAGCACCGUAACAACAGGAUGGCCCGGGGUGACCCGCGCAACGUGGUGGAGUACCGGGACCUGGACGCACCCGAAGACCUAGAGUUUUUCUAAUCCAAUCGAUCCCUUUUUCAUUAAUUUGCCAUUUGUGUGUUUAUUCAGUUCCUCCUUCCUAUUGCCCGCCCCUCAAAAUCAUUUGCUUAAUUAGGUAUGGAAAUUAUUGUAAUCCACUGCUUUAAUGUUAUUCCUCAAGAAAUAAAAACGUAUGAACAAAAAUGUA
Molecule: messenger RNA, 3137 nt
Organism: Gadus morhua (Atlantic cod)
Lineage: Eukaryota; Metazoa; Chordata; Actinopteri; Gadiformes; Gadidae
Gene: srrt
Product: serrate RNA effector molecule homolog (Arabidopsis)
Exons: 20
Coding region: 122-2971 (949 amino acids)
Biological process (GO): primary miRNA processing; mRNA processing
Cellular component (GO): nuclear body
Source: RefSeq, a predicted model, not a curated record